Messenger RNA from Grus americana (Whooping crane), 5337 nucleotides. It is a transcript of the gene SYCP1, whose product is annotated as synaptonemal complex protein 1. Bases 1 to 3153 code for a protein of 1050 amino acids. Gene Ontology annotation, molecular function: double-stranded DNA binding. Gene Ontology annotation, cellular component: transverse filament; central element; male germ cell nucleus. The transcript has 31 exons. Lineage: Eukaryota; Metazoa; Chordata; Aves; Gruiformes; Gruidae. The record is from RefSeq and is a predicted model, not a curated record. Gene Ontology annotation, biological process: lateral element assembly; meiotic DNA repair synthesis; chiasma assembly.
AUGCGGAGCCGCAGCAGAACCGCGAUCGCCUCAAGUACCGCUGCUGCGCCCAGCGCGCGCCGCGCCCGCCGCCCCCCUUCCCGCCUCGAUCGCGCGCUUCUGCUUCCCGCCUUUUUGUCCUCCCUCAGCAGCCGGCGAGUUCGGGGCGUUAGCGUGCCCCGUCAUGAGGUGCUGGCUCUGAGACCCGCCCUUUUCUCCGAGGCCAUGGAAAAAGAAAAGCCGUUUAAAUUGUUCGUGCCGCCGCGCCUGAGCGGUGGUCAGGUGUCUGCAGUCAAACCUCAGACGAGCGCUCGGGCAACGGGGCUGUGUCAGGGUUUUAACAAAUGCCCAGAUGAUGAUUUUAAUUUGCCAUUUGUAAUGAUGAGUACACCAAACCGUGGUGAAAUCACUGAUUCAGAUGCGAUUUCACAUCAAGUAAAACUUUGCUCUGAAGUAGAUGAAGAGAAUAUAGAAACAAUGAAUGAAUUGUAUUCAAAACUCUACAAAGAGGCUGAGAAGAUCAAGCAGUGGAAACUAACUGUAGAAUCAGAACUAAAGCAGAAAGAAAGAAAACUGCAAGAAAAUAGAAAGAUUAUUGAAGCACAGCGUAAAGCCAUUCAGGAAUUGCAGUUUGAAAAUGAAAAACUAAGUUUAAAACUGGAAGAUGAGAUAUGUGAAAAUAAAGAUCUUUUAAAAGAAAACAGCGCUUCAAGGCAUCUGUGUAAUCUACUCAAGGAAACCUGUACUCACUUCACAGAGAAGUCCACCAAAUAUGAACACGAAAGAGAAGAAACAAGACAACUAUAUGCGGAACUUAAUAACAACGUUGAAAAAAUGAUAAUGGCAUUUGAAGAGCUUCGUGUGCAAGCAAAGAACACCAGAUUGGAAAUGUGUUUAAAAUUAAAAGAAGAAGCAGAAAAAGUGGACAAGUUUGAAAAAGAAUGCAAACUGGAAGUCAGUAUGAAGGAAAAACAGAUUUCAGCUCUUACCAUGCAGAGUGAUGAAAAAGAUGAUAUAAUAAAAGACAUCAAGACUCAGCUGCAGGAAUCCAAAAAUAAGAUUGCUGACUUAGUAGAAGCAAAAAGACAUGAAGGAGAAAUGUUAAAGGAAUCCCAGCUCAAUCAAGAACAUUUGAGGGCAGAACUGGAAGAGGCCAAAAUUUCAUUGCAAAAAACAGAGAUUACUCAAAAGAGCAUAGAAACCGAAUUGCAGACUGCAGUGGAAGCAUUAAUACAGGUCACUGGAGAAAAAGACGCACAAGUGGAAGAAUGUGAAAAAACUAAGGCUUUGCAUGCAUCCCUGAGAGAGGAGUUUGAGACUUCUAUUUCCAAUUUGAAAAGCUUGCUGCAGGAAGAGCAGAAUAGAUCAGACAAAUAUGAAGAUGAGUCAAAGCUACUUACCUUGGAGCUCAGAAAUAAGUCUGCUGAACUGGAAGAGAUGACCAAACUAAAAUGUGACAAAGAAAUGCAAGUUGAAGAGCUGUCAGAAACACUGAAAACAUUUGAAGGACUUCUUGUGAAGAAGAAAGAUCUUGAGGCUACUGUAGAAAGUUUGCAGGAGAGAGAAAAAGAAACAAAAAAUGUUCUCCAAAUCAGAGAGAAAGAAAUCCAUGAUUUGAAAGUACAGCUGACUAGUACAGCUGAAAAGGAACAAAAUUAUUUAAGACAGCUUAUGACACUGAAUACAGAUCUUGAACAAGAGGCGCUAAAGAAUGAACAACUAACAGUGUACACCAAUAAGCUUUUAUCAGAAAAAGAACAAAUAGCACAAGAGAAAAGUGGUAUGGCUACAGAGCUCAAGAAACUGCAAGAAAGUCAUGAGGAUAGCAGAAAAAAAGAAGAAAAUACAAAGCACUUAGUUGAAAACCUGGAGGAAGCAAACAGCCAGCUAAGAAAUGAGCUGGAGUCUUUGAAGGAGAAGAUGGCAAAGAAAGGUGAAGAGAUUAAAAGUAAACUGGAUGAAAGAGAAGAAAAUGCUAAGAAUAUUGAAAAUGAAAUUUCAAGAAAGGAAAAGCAGUUGAAGAUUCUAGAAAAUAAGUUGAAUAAUUUAAAGAAACAGGUGGAAAAUAAAACCAAAUGCAUUGAAGAGUUGCAACAGGAGAAUAAGAUGUUGAAAAAGAAAAUUACUGCAGAAAGCAAGAAGACAAGUAUUUAUGAAGGGAAGGUGAAUAAAUUACAGUUAGAGAUGGAAAAUAUGAACAAGCAGCAUAAGGAAACAGUUGACAUCUAUCAAAAAGACCUUGAAACAAAAACAGUAAAUGAAAAUAAACUUCUUCAAGAGGUAGAAAAGAUGAGGUUGCUUGCUGAUGAAGCAACAGUGACACAGAGAGAAACUGAUCUCCGAUGUCAGCACAAGAUAACUGAAAUGGUGGCACUUAUGGAAAAACACAAGCAUGAAUAUGAUAAAAUGGUUGAAGAAAAAGAUACAGAGUUAAAACUUUAUAAAAUAAAAGAGCAAGAGCAUUUAUCAUCAAAAAGAUCAUUGGAAAGUGAGCUGUCAUGUUUGAAAAGUGAACUGUCAUCCCUUAAGGAACAACUUAAAGCAGAAAUUGAAGAGAAGGAGAAUCUUGCAAGAGAACCCCCCCAAAAUAUGGUUCCUGAAAAUGAAAAGAAGUCCAAGAAAACACAAACUCAUUUUUCUGAGACUCCUAAACCUCAUUUAGAUCUGGAGUGUGCAUCUAUUAAUGUAAAAAAUAAAAAGUCUCCAAAUGAUAUUCCUGUAAAAGUCAACACGAUGGAAAAGAAAAAAUUGCUUCCUUCUGUAUCUGCAAGAAGUCCCUUGGGUAGUCCAUCAUUAAAGACAUAUAUUAUAAAGACUCCUCCAGUACAUAAACUGCAAAGUGAAAGCACAAAUCUGCAUUCAGAACAGUGCAUGAGGAAAAAGCAAAAAGUGCUUCUCCAGCUGGAUGCUCACUCAGAUAGCUCUGAACGCAGUGACCUCCUGAGCAUAGUCUCAGAGGAAGAAAUGUUUAAAAAAUUGUACAAAGAUUAUCCUCAAGCUUCACAAUUAUGCGCCAUGACACCAAAAAAGAAACCAACUACAUCAAACCUGAAAACUCCAGGCUCUGUACUGAAACUGACAACCAUGAGAAAAAUGCGAGAGGCUGGAUGGACUGCAGUCUCUAAAAUGGACAGGAAAAGGAAAAUGAAAGAAGCUGAAAAACUCUUUACUUAAAAUGAAAAAAAGUUACUAGUGCCCUAGCAUUAUUUGAUUAGUACAACCACAGUGUUAUUAUUCCUUCAGAGUUAGUACGUUCUUGCAUUUUUCUGUCAUACUCAGUAUGUUUAGUACUACAUUCAUUUCCUUUAUACACAUAAACCUUAUAGAUACAUAACUACAUCAGCCUGCAGAGCGUUUUCUACAUUUCAUUCCCUGUGCUAUAAAAAGUCAGGAGACAAAUCAGCCCAUUUUAAAAUUUAGAAAUAAGUAUAACUACAUAGAAAGCUGUUUCAAAAAGAAAAUAUUGGCAUUAGAAAUACUGGUUUUAAGUAAAUUCAGUUUUGUUCUUUUAAAUUUACUCUCUUCUUCUUCAUAAUUAAAAAAAUUCAGUGAAAUUAAAAAAAAAUAUUUAGUGAAAGAAGUACUGAAGCUGUUAAAAUGCAUGCAUUUUUACCUGAAGUUGUCUUGCUUUUUUGUUAAUUUAAAAUGUUGUCAGAACUGUCUUUUUAGACUGUUUUGUUUUCAGUAGCUUUUAUUUCAGUAUGUUAACACAGUUUUGAAAUUUUUAAAAUUGACUUUUCAAUAGAAUUACUUCGGUUUAAAAAGAUUUUGGCUUCAUAAGGAAUAAAAUAUGCACACAUAUUUUAAGAUUGUAAAAACAAUGUUAAGACAUCAUUAAAUUGUUUAUCUGAAACAGGAAGUGUGGGACCAAAUGUUGUUGCUUUAUGUAUUAGAACAGAGAUAUAAAUCACCAGGCAGCCUUCCUAAGGUCUAACAGCUUCUGCCAUGUACGCAUAAGAAUUGUUUAGAAUAACAUAUUUUUCUGCAUUAAGCCUUGAUUAAUCUUGGUUUCACAGCAACAGUGAAAACCUGCUUCAGAGCCUAGAGAUAACAAGAAAAUGACAGGUACAUCUUAAAAUAUUAUGAAAAAUCAAAAUCCUGGAUUCAUCUCAAGUGGGUAGCAAAACAUGUACUUCAUUCUUUUUGGGUAGCAAUUGCACACACAGUAUAGACUGGUAGUUUGGGUUCCUCAUGCCUUAUCUGUUAAGCAGUGAUACUAAUAAUGAUUUUUUUAUUUUAUGUAACUGACAAAUAUUCUCCAAAGAUCUGAAAGAAUAUACUGGGGUUUUCUCCAUAUUUGGAAAUGGAAUCUGUUAUGCAAGCAAAUUUUCUGACAAGUUAGAAUGGUUUUUCUUGCUAGAAAGUUCUUUCAUAUGUUUGCGGAAUAUUGAGUUUUUAUAAUAUGUCUGCUUAAAUAGUGUAAACUAGACCAAAUGAAGAACAGAGAAGCUGCUUAUAACACACAAAUUCCAGAUGUCUGUUCUUUCCAAGAAAGAUUAUUUUACUGCAAGUAGUGUAAAAUAAUCCAUUUAAACCUCUCCCAGAUAUAUUAAUUACUCAUUUUUUUUGACUGGAUACAGAGAAUGUCAUGCAAAAUCAGUUAUUCUUCAUUUUACUUCAUGAUGUUACUAAUAGCUCUUCAGCUACUUUGCAGGAAAAAGAAAAUGCAGUCACCAGAAACGCAACAGAUACAUGCGGCUUGUCAUUUAUUUUAGUAGGGAGUGGUGUUUUACACAAGAUCUAAAUACUUGCCAAGGAUUGUUACUUCAUUUCAAGAUGGCAUAUUUCUAAUUUUGACUGUUGCUGUUGUGGACAUGUUCCACAGAUACGCAGACUCAACUCCUAAGCUAGUUACUGAGCAAUCAAAAAUAAAAAUUCCACUUGUUUCUGAGUGUGAUGACACUUCCUCUAUGUAGUCUUCUCAGCUAUGGCUCACAUAUAGAUUCAUGAACUAUAAUUUUGCAACCUUAAGAUUCAAAAUCCACAUCAAGCCUAGCCUACCCACAUUCUUAGCUUUGCUAAUUCCAGAAUAUGUGAUAUUUGAAUGUCUUACUAUAAAAAACAGGAUUUAAAUGAUUGUUCAUUUAACUUUACAUGAAUUUACAUGAAAAAUAAAUUUGUAUCUACCAAACAUGAUUUCCAGUAUAGUGGUAUAUGUAUAGUAUCUGACAUUGUAGAAGAAAUUACAAGAAACUUAAGCAGUAAGAAUUAGAAAUGUUAGUUAACUGUUGUAAGAGUUUCUGCAUGUCACAGUGAGUCUUGUGGUAAAUAAAAUGUCUUGAAGGUGGAGAACAGCCCACUUGAACCAGUAAAAAUUCAAGACUGUACUGCCCACAUCUAGUCUCAAAUGGUAAGUAA